This is a messenger RNA of Numida meleagris (helmeted guineafowl), 4488 nucleotides long. It is a transcript of the gene CXCL12, whose product is annotated as C-X-C motif chemokine ligand 12. The record is from RefSeq and is a predicted model, not a curated record. Gene Ontology annotation, molecular function: CXCR chemokine receptor binding; chemokine activity. The coding region runs from base 247 to 642 and encodes 131 amino acids. Gene Ontology annotation, biological process: chemokine-mediated signaling pathway; cell chemotaxis; defense response. Gene Ontology annotation, cellular component: external side of plasma membrane; extracellular region. The transcript is spliced from 5 exons. NCBI's taxonomy places the organism in Eukaryota, Metazoa, Chordata, Aves, Galliformes, Numididae.
CACCGCGGGGCUGACGGAGCGCAGAGAGGAGCCCUCGCUCUUUUUGGUCCCUUUCCAAGCAUUUUUUGAGCGGAGGAAGGAUGUAAUAACAUGCCACGGGCAAUAAAUCAUAGGCUGGCUACUCCCCCCGCCUCCCCUCCCCCGGCCCCUCUAUAGACGGAGGGGAGGAGGGGACUCCGGCAGAGCGCUGCCGCCGCCGGGACGAGCUGAGCCGCUCCGAGCCCGCCUGCCUGUUCUGCCGCCAGCAUGGACCUCCGCGCUCUGGCUCUGCUCGCCUUUGCCCUGGCCGUCAUCUCCCUGUCGGAGGAGAAGCCCGUCAGCCUGACGUACCGAUGCCCCUGUCGAUUCUUCGAGAGCAACGUGGCGAGGGCCAACAUUAAGCACCUCAAAAUCCUCUCCACUCCCAACUGCUCACUUCAGAUUGUUGCAAGGCUCAAGAGUAACAGCAAGCAAGUGUGCAUUGAUCCCAAGCUAAAGUGGAUCCAGGAAUAUCUGGAGAAAGCUUUAAACAAACCACGUCAUCGCACUCAUAAAAAAAAGCAACAGAAGAAACGGGGCCCACUCUGCCCUUCCCGUGCAACACCACUAAAGUCUCCAGGGAGAAAGAAUGGAGGUUCAAGAUGUAAGAGGCAAGCAUUGUAAGCCGUCUACAGGAUUUCUUACUGUAGGACCCAGAGAGCAGAUAACCAGUAUUAGGGAAGGAAUACAUUUCACUGUUAUCAUGCAGCACAAAAGCAACGCUUCAUGCAUUUCCAAAGGUGUUUUUUAUUUUUUUGUCUGUUUUUUUCUCUUUUUUUUGCACAAAUUGGCUUGCAUUCACAGUGCUAUUUUUUGUAGUAAGAUGUAUUUGAUUUUGAGAAAAAUAUGGUUUUAUACAGGUUGGUUGAUUGCUUAGCACUGAGGGCAGAUAUGAAUUUAAACUAAUCCUAUGUUAUCAGAUAAUAUUUUAUUUUCUUUGCUAUGUAGAGGUCCUGCUUUAUUUAACUUUCUUUUGGUUCAUGCAAGUCUCCUGGAGAUUUAAACCUAGAAGGACAUGAACUGUACAGUGCAAUGAUGUUGUGUAAAUAGAAGAAGAGUUCCUUGCCCCAAAAGUCAUUAAGGCCAAGAACAUAGGAAGGCUAAAAAGCAUCAGACAUCAGUGAAAGUGGCCAGCAUUAUCAUGGGUGGUGGUUAUAGGUAUUUUGGCAGAGGGAUUAAAUUCAGAUCUUCAAGGCUAAAGCCAUUCUCUGUGGAUCAGAGAUCUUGGUGACAGCUGUGAGCUACUGGGACAAUGCACAUGUGGUACUGCAAGGUGCCAGUACUUUGUAGAAGCCAAGUGUUAGGAGCCACAAUGCUGAUCUGAUGUCACUUGGCUUUUCCUAUGUUCCUGUCUCUGAUGACAAAUUUUAGCACAAAAAGAAAUGGAUUAUUAAAGAUCUGGCAGCAUGAUCAUGUUGCAGAUUGCUGGAGGAGCCAGAGGUGCUGUCAUGCACCAGGUGUCUGUUCCCACCCAUCUGCAGAAGGUGACUUCAAUUCUCCGGACUGGCCUUGUGUUGAAGCACAUGAAAGAGCAUUGACCCUUCACCAAGUGCUGUACUCUCUGUUACUGAACAGUCGCAUUUACCCAAGGGCAGCAGCACCUUUGAUUGUUCUGGGUAGAUCCAAAAGAAGACGUCUGGCCAUGUCUUUGGAGAAAACAGAUGACUGGGGCAAAAGAGGAAAUACUGAGGGUUUGCCCAGUUUGUGCGCUUCUUGAGUGUGGAGAUGAAGGCCAACACUCACUGUUCACCAGUGGUCAUGGUUUGCUGGUGAAUGGCACAGGCUCUGGAAUCUCCUUUGCAAAGUACACCUGGGGACACUUCUUUCACCAAUUCCUUCUCUCAGCCGAAAAUUUCUUUCUCCUGGUUCCUACCUGUAUGAACAAGUAUCUUCGCUAAAUAGUGUAUGGAAAAAAUGCCUAAAAUACUAUGAUAAUUAUGUUAUGCUGCACACAGAGAUCCGGGGGGGAAGCACAUUAGUGCAGCGCAAUACUUACAUUUAUAUGUAUCUGUCUAUUGUAAACAAAAAUGUCAUAACAUUAUAUGUUUUUUUGGAGCUGGUUGCUUCAAAAGGAAUCUUCCUUCUUAUCUGCAGCCUGUGUCAGGAACACUGAAAGGGCCGUUUUGGUAAGCAUGCCUUUCCGUGGCAGGCAACUUUAAGGCCAAAAAGGCACUUUGGCUAGCUGGGGCUACCUUAUUUCCAUGUGGAUUCAGGUAAAAAUCUUGUAAGUCCUUUCCUCUCUGCAAAAAGGUGCUAUUACAGAGAGUGCUUUGGCCGGGACUACAUCACCUCAUUUACUUUGAAGUAGAAACCAACUGCUGUGCCUAAAAUGUGUGUGUGCGUGUAAUUUUGACAUUACUUCUAUUGAUGCCAUCCCCAAGCUGGUGCUUUAAGUAUACUUUGUAAUAUACUGUUCUGUUUUAGAAGGUCUGGUACCACUGUACUUUAUGAGAAUUGGGCUGUUGAUUUCAACGUGAAUAGGAUCAGAAUCCCUGUUGUCAGGGUAAAGACAGGAAGAACUUAUAUAAGAAAAUGCAUUUUUUGUAUCCUCCCUGGACUGUGCUGUAUAUCCUAGGGCCCACCUCCUGUCCCUGCACAUACAUCUGCAGUAGCAAGUGGUUUUCCAGGAGGCUGACACUUGAUUGUCAAAGCUAAGAAUGAUUUUGAGGAAAGUGUGGAAGAAUCUUGGUUCUUACACAGACAUGAAGCUUGUUCUUCUCCCCCAUGAAGGUGCAGUCUUCACUUGUGCUUCCCAACUAAGGGCAGCUUAAUGCCUGAUCUGUUUCCUUUGGAAUCAGACCAGAGUUAAAUAAUCCUCUUAAUUUUGAUCCAAGAGCAUCCCUUGCUAAGGAGGAUAGAGGCCAUGAAGAAGUGGCUGGACAGCCUUGGAGUGUUCUGCUGCAGUCCCAGUUCGUACAUCAGAGCCUGGGCAAACAGAGAACUUGACAGAAACAUUUAGAUGGGCAGUGCUGGAGCACCCUACCCAAAAUGUAGGAAAUUGGGGUCACCUGAUGACGUUCUCUUCUAGGGGCAAACUUGUGGGCGUUGCAGGAGCAGACUGCUAAAGAAAGGGCAUUCCUGGAAGAAAUACAUGUGUAGGCAGGAAAGGGGCUCCUCACAAGGGACUUACGUGAGAACCUGAUCAAAGCUUUGCCUUGCUUUAGUCCUAACGUCAACCUUGAGCGGUAAGCUUUGCUUUUUGCCUGGCAUUAUUUACAAGAGAACCAUUGCAUAAGGAAGAGCAGCUCUGCCAUUCACGCGAAGGUCAUCAAUUACCGGGCUGCAUCAAGCUUCCUCACUACCCUGUGUGUCACACUCUAUUUCUCCUGUGGACACUUAGCAGGCCAAGAAGCUGCACUAACAGAAACCCGCUCAGGGAGAACACUAGAUUUUCCUUUCUGCCUUUAACUGUUGACCAAAGACCAAAACAGGGACUGAACUGGGAGAUGGGAGUGAUGUAGGGACCACACGUGAAGGAAAGGAGGAAAAGGGAUAACACUGAACUAGUGCCAAAAAAGCAGCUUCUGUAAAUGUGAAAUGGUCAUGUCACGUGUGGUAUUUUCAAAGUGCAGCUGUCAAAUCCUAAGGUGUUUUCUUGUUUAUUUUUAAAAAAGAGUAGAUGGUAUUUAUUGCUGUGCCAUUUUUUAACUUAUACUAGCUUUGUGCUUGUAUGUAUGAAUAUCUUAUCUGAAUUCUGCCUGAGGAAGUAUGAAGGAUGACUUUUUGAUAUGUUUUUAACGAUGUGGUGUUUGAGCGAAGGUGACUGUUUGUUGGUCUUUUGCAAUGAAAGCUAUGUUCCAAAUAAAAUAGACACGUUUUGUUGAAAAUGCAGUUCCUAUAGAAGUUUCUGUUGAUAUUUUCCCUUUGUUAGAAUCCAGAGGGUCUUCUUUUCUCUGGCUGUUUGUUUUGAUUAUAUGAUGUAUAGUAAUCAAGGGCAUCUGAGACCUCAUUACCUAAAAAUCUUAUUUUUUUAUUUGCCAACUUCCCACCUAGAUGAGUCUUGCCGGCAAACGUGAAAUUCAUAGAAUCAUAGAAUGGUUUAGGUUGGAAGGGACCUUUAAGAUCACCUAGUUUCUGCCCCCCUGCUAUAGGCAGGGACACCUCCCACAAGACCAGGUUGCUCACAGCCCCUGGAUUCUGGUGGCCACAGAGAAGAAAAUGUUUGUGGUGAUGAAGGGGCUGCAUGGACCUCCCAUCUUUUACUCUGUAAGAGCUCAGUGUAGUCAGAAUGUGGUGGAUACUGUACUUCAUAUUUUUAUUAAAUAAAAAGAAAUCUUCCCAAAUAAUGUGAAAAGAGUUUUGUAUUUGUGUUCCUGUAAGGCAGCUUUGAUGGAGGAGUUAUAUUGUGCAUUUGAAAUUACUCCUUUCAUAGAUUAUUUUGAAAAUAAACACUUUUAUAUUGUAAUUUCUCCAGUAAAUGUGUAUGCACUUAUAAUUUUCUUAAUAAAAAUGUCUAUCUGAAUGAAACAA